Chenopodium quinoa (quinoa) is the source of this 1886-nucleotide messenger RNA. RefSeq names its product acetylglutamate kinase-like. Gene Ontology annotation, biological process: L-arginine biosynthetic process. Gene Ontology annotation, molecular function: acetylglutamate kinase activity; arginine binding; L-glutamate N-acetyltransferase activity, acting on acetyl-CoA as donor. The transcript has 3 exons. Gene Ontology annotation, cellular component: cytoplasm; chloroplast thylakoid. The coding region runs from base 506 to 1555 and encodes 349 amino acids. NCBI's taxonomy places the organism in Eukaryota, Viridiplantae, Streptophyta, Magnoliopsida, Caryophyllales, Amaranthaceae. The record is from RefSeq and is a predicted model, not a curated record.
UUCAAAAAUCCCAAAAAAAAAUUCCCUGGGAUUUAAGGAAGAUUAAAAGAUGGGGUUUUGCAAAUUUUCAACCUGCCCACUUUCUCUCUCCUCACUCUCUCAACUCUGCCACUCCACUCUAGAUCCGCCGCCGCACCUCAGCCCCACCAACCACCGUCUUCCAUCAGUCCCAGAAAAUGUUGAUAUUGUAAUUUCGGGUACCCUUUGAUCCAACCGGAAAACGGGGACUUGAGUAUUUCUGGUCCCUGUCAUCAAAAUAAAAAAAAAACAAAACAGUGACAUUACUUUCUCUCUCAUCGACAAAUUGAAAGUCACUGUCUCACACUCUCACUGAAACCGUCACACCCCCACACCGGCACACCGCUGCCGCCGCACCUUCCAGCCACCGCCCAUAGCCCAGUGGCCCACCGCACGUCCGCACAGCCGCACUCCUACAGCCUUCUAGAUCUAGGUUCAGAUCACUGUAUCAUAACGUAUAAGUCCAAAGCAGUAGUUGGUUAGCAAUAUGUUUGCUGCAAAAUCUCCCUCUAUUCCUCCUCUUUCGUUCUCAGAGAAGUCCUUAAAAUGUCCAAACUACUGCCUCAAGCUCCGUUUACCCUUUACUAGUGCCCAUCCAGCAAACAAAAAUUCCACGCACCGUUGCUUACCAUGUAUUAGAUCGUCACUUUCUCUGGACCUUGAUAAAUCAGUAACUGAAUAUACUCCUGCUCAGACCCGAGUUGAUAUCCUAGCAGAGUCACUCCCAUACCUUCAAAAAUUCCGAGGUAAAACCAUUGUUGUCAAGUAUGGCGGGGCAGCCAUGAAAUCUGAAUCUCUUCAAGCAUCAGUAAUUAAUGACCUUGUACUUCUCUCAUGUGUGGGCAUUCGCCCUAUUUUUGUACAUGGGGGUGGUCCUGAAAUUAACCAAUGGCUUGACCGCAUUGGCCUCAAACCGAACUUCCUCAAUGGUCUUCGAGUCACUGAUGCAUCCACUAUGGAGAUAGUCACAAUGGUUCUUGUGGGCAAGGUCAAUAAACAUUUAGUCUCUCUCAUAAAUAAGGCUGGGGCAACUGCUGUUGGCCUGUCCGGUUUAGAUGGACGUCUCCUCACUGCACGUCCAUCCCCCAAAGCUGCCGAACUUGGGUUUGUGGGGGAGGUUGCUGUUGUGGAUCCCACUGUCCUUCGGCCAUUAGUGGAAAAUAAUCACAUUCCUGUGAUUGCGUCAGUUGCAGCCGAUGAGAAAGGGCAGUCCUAUAAUAUCAAUGCAGACACUGUGGCAGGGGAACUGGCAGCUGCAUUGGGUGCUGAAAAGCUUAUAUUGUUAACUGAUGUUGCGGGCAUUUUGGAAGAUAAAGAUGAUCCGGGUAGUUUAGUGAAGGAGAUUGACAUUGCCGGGGUAAGGAAGAUGGUUUCAGAAGGGAAGGUUGCCGGUGGGAUGAUCCCGAAAGUCAACUGUUGUAUUAGGUCACUGGCUCAAGGAGUUAGAACAGCAAGUAUAAUCGAUGGUAGGGUUCAACAUUCUCUGCUGUUGGAAAUUUUGACCGAUGAAGGGGCUGGAACCAUGAUCACUGGCUGAUGUUUAUGUUCCGCUCUCAUUUGUUUUAAUCUCCUGUGUUUUCUUUUGUUUCUUUCCCAUGUUUAAAGGAGCUAAAAUGGGUUAGAUUACUGUACUAUGUAGAAUGCAAUUUUGAAGCUGAUUAAAUUCCUACUUGCAUGAUAUUUGUAGUGCAGAAGUAAUCGUUUCAGGAGCACUGUAGCUACAGCCCGUGGGCUAAUUUGUGCUCGACCAGAUUUUCUGCUCUUUUUCUUUGGAUGGAAGUAGCCAAAAUCAUGUUGGUUUUGGGCAUCAGUGCAUCAAAUGGCUUGAUUUAUUACUCGUAGAAGAUUUUGGCUGGGCCACAACUAAA